AUGAUUUUGACACUAAAUCAAUUUGCUGUACUCCUUUGGAAAAAUUUUACCGUAAAGAAGAGGCAUUAUAUUCAUUUACUAUUGGAAGUUUUCAUAGUGUUGGUGUUUGGAAUGAUGAUUUUGAUAUUCCGCGCCGUUUUUAAAAUAGAGGUUGCUCGAUCUCAGAAUUACACUUCUCAACCCGUCAGCACUCUACCUUCUUUUGUCAAAAAUCCAAAUGAGUGGGAACUGAUUUAUGUGCCUUCUAAUGUUGAUGUGGCAAAAGAGAUAACAGAGAAUGUGAAGAGGAAUCUAAACAUCAGUAUAAAAGUUCAAGGCUUUUCUUCAGAAACUGAUCUUGAGAACUAUAUUAAAUAUGACUUCAAUUCCCAAAAUGUGCUGGCUGCCAUUGUUUUUCAUAAUGACUUCAAAACCAGCAGUGACCCUCUACCACUUCAGGUAAAAUACCAUCUGCGUUUCCAUAGGAUACAGAGGACAAUCCAGGAGCCAAACAAGAUAGGCUGGCAAACGGCCUUACUCUUUGCUAAUCGGCCCUCUCCGGGACCCAGGAAUGCCAAGUACCCUGAUGGGGGUAGUCCUGGGUACAUCAGAGAAGGGUUCCUAGCCGUCCAGUAUGCCUUGGAUAAAGCCAUCAUGCUAUAUCAUGAGAGCAGUGCUAAACAAAAGCUGUUUGAUAACAUCAGGGUCUUUGUUCAGAGAUUUCCACACCCAGCGGCGUCUUAUGAUGGAAUACUUUGGGUUACCAGUCCUUUCUUCCCAUUUAUAUUUAUACUCAUGUUCGCUCCAAGUGUAUUUUCCAUCAUGAAAUUGGUUGUGUGGGAAAAGGAAAACAGAUUGAAGGAGUACCAGCUGAUCAUUGGACUCAGGAACUGGAUUAUCUGGGCUGCCUAUUUCUUCACCUUCUUCCUUUUACAUAUCAUCAUUAUCUCUUUGAUAUGUGUCCUGUUCUUCACCAAGGCAAGUAUUAUAGAUAAGCCAGUCUUCUGCUACAGUGACUUUAGUUUCAUCUUUGUCUUUUUUAUGUGUUAUGCCAUUGCUUCGAUAUGCUUCGGCUUUAUGGUCAGCACCUUCUUCAGUAAAGCCAAUCUGGCUGCUUCUAUUGGAAGUUUCCUAUUUUUUGCCACCUUAUUUCCAUUUAACCUCAUCAUUCACUUCUAUGGAGAGAUAGCCCUUGCCAAGAAGGUGGCUUCCUGUCUCAGCUUCAAUGUUGCGUUGGCAUUGGGGAUUAAUCUUCUUCUCAAGUUGGAAAUGAAAGAGAUUGGCGUUAAAUGGGAUAACCUUUGGACACAAGUCAUUCUUGAGGAUAACCUCAUCUUUGGCUCUUUGUUGGGAAUGCUGCUACUUGAUGCUUUUUUGUAUAGCCUUGUGACCUGGUACAUAGAAAAUGUUUUCCCAGGGCAGUAUGGUGUGGCCCAGCCAUGGUACUUUUUCCUUAUGCGUUCUUACUGGUUUGGAGGUCCAAGAGUUAACAGGAUAAAAGAAGAUAACAGUACAACUAAAAGCAAGUAUUUUGAGGCUGAACCUCACAAUCUGGUAGCAAGCAUACAAAUAAGACAUUUGUUCAAGGAAUACAGUGACAAAGUAGCAGUAAAUGACUUAUCUUGGAAUUUAUAUAAGGGUCAGAUCACAGUUCUUCUAGGACCUAAUGGGGCUGGAAAGACCACAACCUUGUCUGUUCUCACAGGUCUUUUUCCCCCUACCAGGGGAACAGCUUAUAUUAAUGGAUAUGACAUUUCAAGGAACAUACUUCAGAUUCGGAAAAAUUUGGGCUUCUGUCCACAGCAUGAUUUAUUGUAUGAUGACUUGACAGUAUCAGAACACCUUUUUUUCUACUGUAUGAUAAAAGGAAUACCUCGAAAUAUGUAUCCUAUGGAAACUGACCAUAUGCUGUCUGCUUUUAACAUGCUAGAAAACCGUAACGAGUACUCACAGUCAAUGAGUGGAGGAAUGAAGCGCAAACUCUCCAUCAUUAUAGCACUUGUAGGGAACUCCAAGGUGGUGAUACUCGAUGAGCCAUCCUCUGGCAUGGAUCUGGUCUCAAGGAGGACGACCUGGGAUCUCCUUCAGCAGUAUAAACAGAACCGCACCAUCCUGCUGACCACACACUACAUGGAUGAAGCUGACGUCCUGGGUGACCGCAUCGCCAUCAUGGUCAGGGGGACCCUGCAGUGCUGUGGUUCUUCAGCCUUCUUGAAACAAAUAUAUGGCGCUGGAUACCACAUAAUUAUGGAGAAGAAACCUCAUUGUAAUGUUAAAAGGAUCACCUCACUGAUUGAUUCUCACAUUCCAGAUGCCACUCUGCAGAGCAAUAUUACAACUGUGUUAUCAUUUUUUCUACCAAAAGAACACAUGCAAAGGUUUGUUGCUCUGUUUGAUGAUAUUGAUAAAAACCAGAAAGAACUGGGCAUUGCCAGCUUUGGUGCUUCAAUUACUACCAUGGAGGAAGUCUUCCUAAAGGUCAAUAAACUGGCAGAUCCCCAGACUCAGGAUAUCCAGUCCCCUUCAUUAAAUGGUGAGAGGUUAAGCAAAAUCGAGAAAAAGACAAUGGAUGUACCCAGAAAUUAUGAAUCUACUCCAGCCACCUGGAAUAAAUUUGCUGCCAUUCAGUUUAAUACUGGGUUCCCACUUUAUUGUCAGCAGUUUCGUUCCUUGCUCAUAAAGAGGGCACUAUUUAGUUGGCGCAACUGGAAGUUAAUAUUGCUACAAAUAUCGGUAACUGUGUUUGUCACAAACUAUCUCUUAAAAGCUGUGGACUUAAGAGAAAAGAAUAUGUAUCCCAGAGAAAUGAAUUUGGGUCAAUAUGGUCGAACCAUUGUGCCUUACUCAAUUUCAGGGAAUUCUUACCUGGCUCUGAAUAUCAUAAAGAACCUUGAGAUUUUUCUAAAAUCUAAGAAUCAAGAACUUCGGGAAGUGAAAGGUAAUGUUACAAGUUACAUAUUGCAAAAUAAAGAGUGCCAGAACUUCUGCAUCAUUGCACUUUCCAUUAAGGUUGAGCAAGACAAAACCAUUUUGACUAUUUUAUUCAAUAAUGAGGCAUAUCAUUCACCUGCAACUUCCCUGACGGUGUUAGACAACAUUCUUUUCAUGUCACUUUCUGGCCCCAAAGCUUCCAUUACAAUCACCAACAAGCCUCUACCCCUCUCUCUUUAUGGUACUGAUUUGACGCCUACAAAUGGAAUCCAGGUAGCAUUUUGCAUGUCUUUUGGCAUGGCUGUUAUAAUCAGUAGCUUUUGUCUGCAGACAGUGACAGAGAAAAUUACCAAGGCAAAGUACAUCCAAUUUGUGAGUGGAGUCUCCAUCCUAACUUACUGGCUCUCUGCUUUGUUGUGGGAUCUUAUCUGCUUCUCCAUUCCCUGCUGCUUACUGCUGGUGAUAUUCAAAUACCGUGGAAUUGAUGCAUUUGUCGUGGAUUACCACUUCCUGGACACAAUGAUGAUAUUUAUGCUAUAUGGCUGGUGUGUUGUCCCUCUCAUGUAUCUUGGGAGCCUCCUGUUCUCUAGUAGCACUGUUGCCUACAUCAAGCUCACCGUAUUUAACUAUUUGUCAUCUGUUACCAGUAUCAUCAUUCACCACAUUGUACAAUACUAUGCACAUGACCUGUCUAUCUCCACCAAAACCAUCAUAUUUAAUUCACUAAUGGUCCUUCCUAGUUACAACUUUGCAAUGUGCAUCAGCAAGUUCUUUGAUAACUACCAGGUGAAAAAGCAGUGUUUCAAGAAAUUCCGAUUUGUCUACAUGGAUUGCAAAAAAGUAUAUGCGAACUCCAGUCUCUACAGUUUUGAAGAACAUGGAAUUGCAAAGUUCCUGGUUACAUUGGCUGCCAUGGGCUUAUUUUUUCUCCUCCUGCUUUUAUACCUGGAUUCUUCAUUCUGGAACUUGAAAACAUUUGUCUUUCAGAAAAUUUUACCUUAUAUCUCCCAGGUACUCGUGCAAGUAAACAAGACUCUUGUGGCCAGCCACAAAAUUGAAAAAUCUGAGGAUGAAAGUGUAAAAAAGGAAAGAAACAAAGUUCUGGCACUAUCUGACACACUGCAGAAUAUUCCAGUAAUCCUUAAGGACCUUACUAAGAUUUACUUUAAGUGUCCAGCUGUAAAGGCUGUGAGAAAUAUUUCCUUAGUAGUCAGAAAGUAUGAAUGCUUUGGAUUACUUGGAUUAAAUGGAUCUGGAAAAACUCCCAUCUUAAAAAUGUUGGCCGGUGAGGAGCCCAUCACCUCUGGAGUUCUGCUUAUUGAUGGAAUUAACAUCACUCAAAAUAUCAGAGAGGUUAGGUCAAGAAUUGGCUACUGUCCACAAUCCGACCCAACACUGAACUACUUGACUGGUCGGGAAUUGCUAAUCAUGUAUGCUAGGCUGUGGGGGGUCCCUGAACCCAACAUUUAUGAGUAUGUGGAAGGCUUUUUGCAUUCAGUGCACCUGGUAAACCAUGCUGACAAGCUUGUCUGCACAUACAGUGGAGGACACAGACGUAGACUAAAUACUGCUGUUGCCCUAAUGGGAAGGCCCUCGGUUAUUAUCCUGGAUGAGCCGUCUACUGGUAUGGACCCAGCAGUUCGACACCUCAUCAGGGACACAAUUAAACAGAUCUGUAAAACUGGCAAAGCUAUUGUGAUAGCUUCCGACAGCAUGGAGGAAUGUGAGGAGCUCUGUACCAGGCUGGCCAUCAUGUUGAAAGGGAGAUUUGCAUGUCUUGGCAGUCCGCAGUAUCUCAAGAAUAAGUUUGGUAACGUGUACAACCUGAAAGCCAAAGUUAACAUGGACAAGGACAAAAGUAAACUAGAGGAGUUCAAAGAAUUCAUCGCAACUGCUUUCCCAGGUAACAUCAUAAACCAGGAUUAUCAAGGGAUUGUUGACUACUACAUUCCCAGUGAGGAAAUCACCUGGGAAAAGGUGUUUGGAAUUUUGGAGGAUGCUAAACUGCUAUUCAAUUUAGAAGACUAUUCAUUCAGUCAGAUAACACUGGAGCAAAUCUUCCUCACCUUUGCCAACAUGCAAAAUAAGGCGUAUGACCAGGAAAUAAAGUUAAUAUGA
Messenger RNA from Elephantulus edwardii (Cape elephant shrew), 5028 nucleotides. Its product is annotated as ATP-binding cassette sub-family A member 3-like. Gene Ontology annotation, biological process: lipid transport; transmembrane transport. The transcript has 30 exons. Lineage: Eukaryota; Metazoa; Chordata; Mammalia; Macroscelidea; Macroscelididae. Gene Ontology annotation, molecular function: ATP hydrolysis activity; ATP binding; lipid carrier activity. Gene Ontology annotation, cellular component: intracellular membrane-bounded organelle; membrane. The record is from RefSeq and is a predicted model, not a curated record. Bases 1 to 5028 code for a protein of 1675 amino acids.